Molecule: messenger RNA, 2014 nt
Organism: Pecten maximus
Lineage: Eukaryota; Metazoa; Mollusca; Bivalvia; Pectinida; Pectinidae
Exons: 2
Coding region: 1036-1716 (226 amino acids)
Source: RefSeq, a predicted model, not a curated record
CAAUGAUUAAAUAUUGUUGGUUAUUUUUUAACAGUGUCAAGAUGUCCAAGAAAAGAAAGCUUACAGAUCCAAAUGAAUCCAACCACACUGAGGAGAGUAGAAAGAAAGAUAGACGGCUAUACUGCAUAUGUAGGUCCCAGGAUGAUCCUGAAAAAGUCAUGAUUCAGUGUGAUUUCUGUGAAGAAUGGUAUCAUCCGAACUGUGUGAACAUUGAUGGCGAUGAAGUUGACGACAUGAGUUCUUGGUUGUCCUGGAUGUGUAGAUAUUAUGGCAUUAAACCCAACAAUAUCACGUACAGGUCUCUUGGGAUUUCAAGGAAGGGUGGCUCCAAAAACUGGAUGGAGUGAUGAUUUCCCCAUAGAGGAUAUUGAUGAAAGAGUCAUCACAGACCAAAUCAACACAAAGCGUCAUAAAGUGGAAGGAUGGAAACUGUAUCGAGAGGGAAGAGUGAACAGUCUCAGCAGCAACACAACAAAGAACCAGAUAUUUAUAAGAAGUGUGUGCCAAGCAGCUGAGACAACAAGCUUACAGUGUUUAUGUUUGUUUCAAAGAAGGAGGACAAAAAGUUAAAUGGGUGACAUGUUCAUGCCCUGCAGGUAUCGAUGGCCAGUGCAAACACCUAGUUGCAGCAUUGUAUAGCAUCAUUGACCUUCAUCAUCAGGGUGUUACUAGUAUUCCAGAAGUGAAGACGUGUACUGAUAAGCUCCAAAUGUGGCAUGUUCGUAAGCCAGUUACAGAUGAACCACUGCUGUUUAGCGACAUUAACUUUGUGAAGCAUGACCCUGACAAACAAAUGAAACGUGAUUUGUGCUGCAGCAUCAAGGAACACAACCCUGUACCAGUGUGACAGAGGAAAAAGUGAGAAGGUUAGUAAACAUUUACGAUGCAUCAGGUUUGAAACUGCCAGUAUUGGAAACUAUAAGGGCCAAUAAUUAUGCACCUGUCGUGACCAAACAGUUAUCUGACUCUGAUCUAUAUGAUGAGCUAUAUAGUGCUAUCAUAGAUACUUCUUUUGGAAUUGAUCAGGAUUCCUUUAUGUCCACAGCAACACCAGAAAUGAAGCAUCAUUUUGCUGCAGUGGUUGACAGUGACAUUGACUGCAUGCGUCAUAUAGAAAAGAACACAAGGCUUCAAAGCAAAUCUAAAUUUUGGUUUGAACAGAGAGAAUACAGAAUAACUGCUUCAAAUUUUGGUUCAUUUUGUCGAAUGAAGGAAGCAACGGAUCCUGUUAGAACGUUCAAGCAAAAGAAAAAGUUCUUCACCACAAGAAGUGUUCGACAUGGAUUAAACUACGAGGCAAUGGCAUUCGCAAAGUAUGUGGAGAAGAAACCCUGUCAAAACUGUCCAGUUGGUCUUGUUGUCAAUCCAAAGCUUCCCUUCCUAGCUGCAACACCAGACAGACUAGUAAAAGUUGAUGGACAGCUCCGACUGGUUGAGAUCAAAUGCCCCUUUUCAUUAUUUCAAAGGAAAACCAAAAUUGAAAACCAACUUAGGGACAAAAACUUCUACUUAUAUUCAGAAGGUGGUGAAGUACUCUUGAGAAAGACCCAUGACUACUACUUUCAAGUUCAGUGCCAGUUGAAUUUGACUGGAAUUGAUAUUUGUGACUUUGUGGUUUUUGUUCCACCAAAUGAUAUGACAACUGUACAAAUCAAGCGUGACAAGGAUUUUUUCCAAAAGCAGGUCGUGAAAGUUUGCAAAACAUUUUUUUACUAAACUUUUACCAAAUUUCGUUGAGGACCUACAGAGUGUUCAUGUUUAAGUGAUGUGUAGGACUAUUUCAAUUAACAUUACUCCUUGAUGCUGCAUCAGUUAAAACUUUGAAAAUUGAACUGUUUCCAGAAAUUGACGGAUAAAUUUCUGUGAAGUAUCAACAUGACACAGAAUAAUAUGAAUUUAAAGCAUUGAAAAUCACUGAUGUGUUUGAAGUGAGGGUUAAAAAGUUGUUUUCAUCAAAUACAACUGAUUUCAAUUUGACUUUUAAUUAAUUGCCUGAAAAAUAAAAAUUACUGGU